Argentina anserina (silverweed cinquefoil) is the source of this 540-nucleotide messenger RNA. RefSeq lists its product as uncharacterized. The record is from RefSeq and is a predicted model, not a curated record. The coding region runs from base 1 to 540 and encodes 179 amino acids. The transcript has a single exon. NCBI's taxonomy places the organism in Eukaryota, Viridiplantae, Streptophyta, Magnoliopsida, Rosales, Rosaceae.
AUGAGCACUCUCAAUCCUACCCCCCCCCCAAAUUCCGGCGGACGGUCAUGUAGAGGACAUAACGGACCUCAACCUCAACCACCCCUACCCUCCGCCAAUGACCCUAUCAUCCUCACCCUGACACCCGGAACAGUUGCCAGCACUACCGCGACCCCUAAUCCGGUGAGCGCUGCAAGAAUGGCGAACAUGGCCAAAGACCUAGCCAAGUGCCAGCAGCACGAAGCACUUGAACGUGAGAAGGCCGCGGCUUUGCAAGUCGAGCUUGACAGGAUGCGAGCGCAGCUUGAACGGGUCGAACGCAGUUAUCAACACGGCGAAUCGCAGCGUGAAGGCAGCGCGCAAACGAAAGGGCGAGAACAAGUUAACCUGAGCAUCAGCUUGACCCCCUCCGAACUCGCCAAGAAGUGGCCACCAUCACCAUGGCGUAUCCGCAACCGUGAAGAAUGGAGCACGAGCUUAACCUCAAACUCAAGACCCCACACAACUAGCCACAGCACGGAUCCCACACUGGCUCUGAUAUUACAGUGGUUAACGCAAUAG